GACCCCCCUCGACACCCCCAAACCAGCCCAGGGACCCCAAAAUCAGCCCAGGGACCCCCCCCUGACACCCCCAAAACAGCCCCAGGGACCCCCAAACCAGCCCAGAGACCCCCCUCGACACCCCCAAACCAGCCCAGGGACCCCAAAACCACCCUAAGGACCCCCCCCUGAGACCCCCAAACCAGCCCAGGGACCCCAAAACCACCCCAGGGACCCCUCAGACACCCUCAAAACACCCCAGGGACCCCAAAAUCAGCCCAAGGACCCCAAAACCAGCCCAGGGACCCCCCUCAAGACACCCCCAAACCAGCCCAGGGACCCCAAAACCAGACGUGGGACCCCCCCCCAGACACCCCCAAACCAACCCCCAGCCCCCCCCAACAUGGCGCCCCCCUCCAACCCCUCCGCCUCUCCCGCUGCCGUACGGAAGAGCCACUUCCGGGUCUCCCCUUCGCCACCCACCAAUCAGCGAGCGAAGCCCACCCUGGCAGGAGGGAUUUCUCCUUCAAUUGGCUCUUUCAGCCGCCCAUCAAAACUUCCCGUAACAUUCUAUUGGUUGCGGCGCGGCGUGGGCGGGCCCUUUGCGCUCCGCGCUUUUCCAUUGGCUCCCCUCGCCGUCCAUCACCGAUCCCUCGCUCCCCAUUGGCUGCGGCGCGGCGGGAGCGGGAGCUUCGCUCUGAGGCGGGAGCGGGAUCCGCCCGGAGCCCCCAAAACUCCCCCGAAAAACCCCCAAAACCCCCCAAAAUCCCCCCCCCGGAUCCCGAUCCCGCGGCCAUGGAGCGGCAGCGGGAGGUGAAGGCGCUGCUGAAGCGCUGGGAAGCGGAAUUCCUGCGGGAAGAGCGGCGGAAGCCCAGCCAGGCCGACGUGGCGGCGGCUCCCGAGGAAACCCGGCGGCUCUACCGGGAAUAUCGGAGGCUGAAGAAGGAAUCGGGAAAAGCUUCGGAUUCCUCGGGAAAAGCUUCGGAUUCCUCGGGAAAAACGGGAUCCGGGGAAAUCCCCCCCGGGGAGCAGGAUUCGGGAUUUUGGGGCUCCCACCUGAACAGGAAGCCGGGAAUUCCCGGGAAGAGCCGGAGCGGAACGUCGGGAACGUCGGGAACGUCGGGAACGUCGGGAAUGUCGGGAAUGUCGGCCCAGUUUUGGGGGAUGAAGCUCAAAUCCAAACUGGGAGCCACUGGGAAGGAGCCCCCCCUGACCCCCCGGAGGACCCCAAACCCCAGGAGGCUCCCGACCAUUCCCAGAUUCCGGACGAACCCCGAGGAAGAGCCUGGAAAACCCGGGAAUUCCGGAGCUGAUCCCGGAGACGAUCCCGGAGAUCCCGGAGAUCCCGGAGCUCCCGGAGCUCCCGGCUCCGUCGUCCUUCCUCCCUCGCUGUCGGGAUUGACCCCCCUCAUCCUCAGCUCGGGAACGAGACCCCCCCAGGCUCCCCCAGAUCCCGGAAAAUUCCGGAGGCUGAGGGAGAGGGUGGCCCAGACUUUGGGAGCCUUGGAUCCCGCCUGGAUCCGGAGGUGCCACCGCGACCUGGAGCCGGGAGAAGUCGGGAUGAGGCGGAGCCGGGAGGGAGAGGAAGGGGAAGAGGAAGAGGAAGAGGAUGAGGAAGAGGAAGAGGGUGGGAAGAUGUCGGGAAACGUCUCGGAAUGCUUGGAAAACAUCCCGGAAAAGCAGGAAGAGGAGAAGGAAAAGCAGGUGGGAGCUCCAAGGAGAAGUGGGAAGAGUCCAAAAUCCUUGGAAAACUUCCUGGAAGAGGAAGAGGAGGAUGAGGAAAAGCAGGUGGGAGCUCCAAGGAGAAGUGGGAAGGGACUGGAUGGCUUGGAAAACAUCCUGGAAAAGCAGGAAGAGGAGAAGGAAAAGCAGGUGGGAGCUCCAAGGAGAAGUGGGAAGAGUCCAAAAUCCUUGGAAAACCUCCUGGAAGAGGAAGAGGAGGAGAAGGAAAAGCACUUGGAAGCUCUAAAGAAGAGGAGGAAGACUCUGGAUCUCUUGGAAAACAUCCCGGAAAAGCAGGAAGAGGAGAAGGAAAAGGAGGUGGGAGCUCCAGGGAAGAGCAGGAAAACUCCAAAAUCCUUGGAAAACUUCGUGGAAGAGGAAGAGGAGGAGAAGGAAAAGCACUUGGAAGCUCCAAAGAAGAGGAGGAAGCUUCAGGAAUGCUUGGAAAACAUCCUGGAAAAGCAGGAAGAGGAGAAGGAAAAGGAGGUGGGAGCUCCAAGGAGAAGUGGGAAGAGUCCAAAAUCCUUGGAAAACUUCCUGGAAGAGGAAGAGGAGGAGAAGGAAAAGCACUUGGAAGCUCUAAAGAAGAGGAGGAAGCUUCAGGAAUGCUUGGAAAACAUCCUGGAAAAGCAGGAAGAGGAGAAGGAAAAGCAGGUGGGAGCUCCAAGGAGAAGUGGGAAGACUCCAAAAUCCUUGGAAAACACCCCGGAAGGGGGAGAGGAGGAGAAGGAAAAGCACUUGGAGGGUCUGAGGAAGAGCAGAAAAAUGCCAAAAUCCUUGGAAAACCUCCUGGAAGAGGAAGAGGAAGAGAAGGGAAAGGAGGUGGGAGCUCCAAGGAAGAGCAGGAAAACUCCAAAAUCCUUGGAAAAGCUCCCGGAAGAGGAAGAGGAGGAGCAGGAAAAGCAGGUGGGAGCUCGAAAGAGAAGUGGGAAGAGUCCAAAAUCCUUGGAAAACUUCCCGGAAGGGGGAGAGGAAAUGAAGGGAAAGCACUUGGAAGCUCUGAGGAAGAGCAGGAAAACUCCAAAAUCCUUGGAAAAGCUCCUGGAAGAGGAAGAGGAAGAGAAGGAAAAGGAGGUGGGAGCUCCAAGGAAGAGCAGGAAGACUCCAAAAUCCUUGGAAAACUUCCUGGAAGAGGAAGAGGAGGAUGAGGAAAAGAAGGUGGGAGCUCCAAGGAAGAGCAGAAAAACACCAAAAUCCUUGGAAAACUUCCCGGAAGAGGAAGAGGAGAAGCAGGAAAAGCACUUGGAAGCUCUGAGGAAGAGCAGGAAAACUCCAAAAUCCUUGGAAAAGCUCCUGGAAGAGGAGGAGAAGGAAAAGCAGGUGGGAGCUCCGAGGAAGAGGAGGAAGCUUCAGGAAUCCUUGGAAAACCUCCCGGAAGAGGAAGAGGAGGAGCAGGAAAAGCAGGUGGGAGCUCCAAAGAAAAGCGGGAAAGCUCCAAAGAAGAGCAGGAAAAGUCCAAAAUCCUUGGAAAAUCUUCCGGAAGAGGAAGAGGAGGAGCAGGAAAAGCCCAAAGCCGCCCCCAGAACCAGGAGGUGCCCCCGGAUUUCCGGCGGGAAUUUCGUGCGGCUCAACCUGCGGCGGAAAACGUAUUCCCGGGGCUUCGCCCUGCGCGGGAAAUCCCUCCGGAGGCAGGUGUACCGGGAGAAGUGGCGGAAGAAGUGGGGGGGCCCUUCCGGGGGCGGCGGAUCCGGCGCCUGCUUCCGCUGCGGGAAACCCGGACACUGGGCGGCCCAAUGUCCAGGGAGGGAUUUGGGAUCAUUCCCGGCGGGAAACGCUCCCAAGGAUGAGGAGGAGGAGGAGGAGGAGGAUCCACUUCCCACUCUGGAAGAAGUGGCUCGAAGGACCAACAGCGUUUUCCCGGGAAUCUCCGCCAGCGGGUCCCACGCGCCGGAAUCCUCCCGGAACCUUCUGGAAGCGCCUCCUCUCCCGGAUAUCCGGCGGCCGGAAUUCCAUCCCUGCCCCCCCCCGGCGCCCGUGGAGCCGCUUUACCCCCUGGGACCGGGCGGGGAAGUGCCGGAUCCCCCCGAGGAGGUUCUGGAAGCGCUCCGGGAUCUGGGACACUCCUCCUUCCGCCCGGGCCAGGCCGGGGCCGUCAUGCGGAUCCUCUGCGGAUUGUCCACGCUGGUGGUGCUUCCCACGGGAACGGGGAAAUCCCUGUGCUACCAGCUCCCGGCGCUGCUCUUCCACCGGCGCCGCCGCGCCCUCGCCCUCGUCCUGUCCCCGCUCGUGGCCCUCAUGGACGACCAGGUCUCGGGGCUCCCCCGCUGCCUCCGGGCCGUCCGGGUCCAUUCCCACAUGUCCCAAGCCCAGCGGGAAUCCGCCCUGGAAAAGGUGCGCGCGGGCGAGGCGCAGGUGCUGCUCCUGUCCCCGGAGGCUCUGCUGGGCUCGGGGUUCCUGCCGGGCCGGGCUCGGCUCCCGCCCGUGGCCUUCGCCUGCCUGGACGAGGCCCACUGCGUGUCCCAGUGGGCCCACAACUUCCGGCCCGCCUACCUUCGGAGCUGCAAGGUUCUCCGGGAGCGUUGGGGCGUCCGGUGCUUCCUGGGCCUGACGGCCACGGCCACGGCGGCCACGGCCCGGGCCGUGGGGAGGCACCUGGGAAUUCCCGGGGAUCCGGGGAGCCCGGAGCGCGCGGGGGCCGUACCCGGAAACCUGCGGCUCUCCGUGUCCAGGGACAGCGACCGCGACGGGGCCCUGCUGUCCCUGCUCCGGGGGGAGCGUUUUGGAUCCCUGGAUUCCAUCCUGGUGUUCUGCACCCGCCGGGAGGACACGGAGCGCGUGGCCGCCCUCAUCCGAACCCACAUCCCGGGAAUCCCCGGAGCCCGCGGCGGGAAAGGUGGGAACUGA
Pseudopipra pipra is the source of this 4545-nucleotide messenger RNA. Its product is annotated as ATP-dependent DNA helicase Q4-like. Gene Ontology annotation, cellular component: cytoplasm; nucleus; chromosome. The record is from RefSeq and is a predicted model, not a curated record. Gene Ontology annotation, molecular function: zinc ion binding; nucleic acid binding; ATP binding. Gene Ontology annotation, biological process: telomere maintenance; DNA replication; double-strand break repair via homologous recombination. The transcript has 15 exons. NCBI's taxonomy places the organism in Eukaryota, Metazoa, Chordata, Aves, Passeriformes, Pipridae. The coding region runs from base 775 to 4545 and encodes 1256 amino acids.